GCAGAGCGAUAGUCUCGCUUAACCGCCGGAAUGAAAGGUGUGACCCCGUUCGCCACCGUCCACAUAACGUCGGAGCAAGCGCAUCGAUACGAAUGCCAAGCCCGGCAGCUCCUGGACGAUACACUUCGGGAAUACAACACACACGUAGUUGAAUGCAACAAGGGUAAGAACCCACUGCAGGACAAGUGGCAGUGGAAGCCGCUCAAGACCCACGAAGGUCUCCAUGUGUACAAGGAGCGACAACCGACGCAUCCAGAGCUGAACCCCAUCACGAAUCGAGCUAGUAAGACUUCAGUUUCUUCAGCCUCUGACCACUCGGCCACUUCAGUGACAGAGCGACCGACGAAGGCAGUGGCGAUGGCUGCGUACACGCCUGAAAUGGCACAUACGGCGUCGUCUGCAGCAGUCACUGGUUCAUCUUCGAUUGCCUCGGUAGCGGUCACGGGACACAUCGAUGGCAGUCUCAACGACGUUUUGUACGGGCUCAUAGCGACCGAUACAGCCGAGUUACAGCUCCGGUUACGCUACAUGACGGACGCCGAGGUGCUUGACACAGCCAUGAUUAGUUGCAUUCAAACACCUAGUUCAGAGAAGCCUUUCCGGUUCUUAGGCAUCCAAUGGCUUGUGCGUGGUGAAGCAUCUAGAGUCAAGUCAAGCUCUCGUCGCCCUCGUGAUUUCGUGCUCCUGGUGGCCUCAGGUACAGUGCAGCACAGAGUUCCAGGAGCUUCAGAGACCCAGGAGAUCGGCUACCAUCUGUGUCAGUCCGUGGAGAUGGAAGAGUGUGGAGAGCUGGAGAGUCAAGGACUCACUAGAGGCUGGUUGUCGACCUGUUCGGUGUUUACUCCAGCUAAGAAAACUGCGCAGAUCGAUGUGUUCUCUCGAGGUUAUGUGGACUUUAAAGGCAAGAUGCAAGACUACCAGGCAGCUGGUAUGAUGACAACCAUGAUGCUGGCUGGAGUAACGGAGGCAGCGACUUGUGGACAAAGCAAGAAGCUGAGCUGGCUGCUGCACUUUAAGGGCGCUGCAGCCGAGUUCCGACGUAUGCAGCCAGAGGCAAAGACCUCGUCGAACCGCUGCGGUAUUUGUGAGCGCAAGUUCGGUGUUUUAAGCAGCGUGGCGUCGUGCAAUCUGUGCCAGGUUAAAAUGUGCUCAAGGUGCCGUGUAAGUCGCGAUCUCAGCUUUGUAAAGCGGCGAGAUACAGCGACUAGUAUCACUCAGAGUAGGAGCUGGGACGAGGGACAACCCAGCACCCAGGUGCGGUGUCUGACUACGGUACUUUGCAAGAAUUGUAAGAUGAACGCCAGUCACAUGGACGCUCGUGUCAUGGCUCGACGGGAGGUCGAAGCUGGCUAUGAUCACACUGAAAUGGCUCGGACUGCCCCUGUGGGUGGCAUUCAGACGUCAGUACAGCAAGCCAGGAGUUCGCUUUCAGACUCUGAUCGAGAUACAUCAACCCAGAUGCGCUUUUGGGCUCCAGGUACCGACACUAACAAGCAUCGAGGACGUGAGGACACACAACUCGAUGACGUCGUCAAGCCCAAGCUGGUUAGUAGGAUGGAUAGCGGCAAGUCGAACUUUUCGGAUUCCUCGGUUCGUUCUAAGCUCGAAUCGUCUGUCAGCUCGUUUGCGUCUACACUGCCGUCUCCAAGAGACCGAGACAGCGGCCAAGAGGAUUCGAGCUCCGAGCUGACCCCGUACCAGCCUCGUCAGCAGCACCAACCUCAAUAUACUAAUGAAGACCCCGAGAUCACAUACACAUACGCGCCUCAACGAUCAGCUAACAUGGGAAGCUCGCAAGCAGAUCUGGUACGGAGAAUGCAGGAGCUUCAGAUGAAGUCUGAAUCCGUGUACCAGUUCACGAGUCAGAUGAAUGCCAAUACGCGGUACCGACACCAGCAGUUUGUGCGCUCAAACACCAGUACAUCCAUCUUGGAAUUAGAUUAAUUAGUAGUAUUGUAAAGUUGACGGAACCGAUGGAAGUUCUUGAGGCGUUUGUAGAAAUGACAUGAUUGUAAAAAAAAACGUGAAUUUCUUGAUAUUGUGC
Phytophthora nicotianae INRA-310 is the source of this 2044-nucleotide messenger RNA. RefSeq lists its product as hypothetical. The transcript has a single exon. NCBI's taxonomy places the organism in Eukaryota, Oomycota, Peronosporomycetes, Peronosporales, Peronosporaceae. The coding region runs from base 31 to 1944 and encodes 637 amino acids. The record is from RefSeq and is a predicted model, not a curated record.